AUGGAAACUCAAACUCAAGUCGACACGCCGCCGGAUCACUUCCGAUGCCCAAUCUCGAUGGAGCUCAUGCGGGACCCUGUCACGAUCUCGACCGGCGUAACAUACGACCGUAAAAACAUCGAGAAGUGGUUCCACGAUUACCGUAAGAAAACUUGCCCAGCCACAAUGCUGCCCGUCCAAACCCCUGAAACCACCCCCAACCACACCCUCCGCUGCCUCAUCGACACGUGGCUCGCCACGCGCGCAUCCUCUUCGAGCCCCGAGCUGGCCCAAAUCCUCGAUGGGCUCCGCUCGUGCCCAUUCAGGGUGAGCUGGCUUCGGAAGCUUAGGUCAGCACUCGUGUCGUCAUCAUCAGGCGGCGGUGAUGAUAUCAUCGCGCAUGAGUUCGUGCGGUCGGGCGGUGUCAGGAUUCUUGCCGGGAUAAUCGGGCUGGCGUUCGAGGGUUGCGAUUUUUCGACUCUAAGGGCUUGCGAGGAGGCACUUGGGGUGCUCCACGUCAUCCCAUUCGAUGAUGUGGGUGGCGGAGAUGACGUGGCGAGUGCCGACUGUAUGGGCGGGUUGGCGGUGGUAUUGAGGAGGGGUAGUUCGGAAUCGAGGUUUUGGGCGAUUUCGAUACUUUUGAGGAUGUGGUCGGAUGAUAAUAACGGGCCGAGGGGGGCACAUUUAGCUCGCCAACAAGGCGAUAUCGAUGUCGAUUUUUUUAAGUCGUUGUUAGAGAUGGCUUCGGACGAGGUUUGUAGUCGAGCCAGCUCGUGUGCUUUGCAACUUCUCGUUCGCAUCCUACAGGAUUCCAAGAAAUCCAGAUUAAAAGCCAUUGAGGCCGGGGCCAUGUGUUCGUUAGUCGAGCUCUUGCCCGAGUCGAGCCGGUCGAGAUGCAAAAAGAUCCUAGAGCUGAUAAAGCUGAUGUGUGAGUGUGCAGACGGGCGACUGGCGCUGAUCGAGCACGGCUUGGGAUUAGCAGCAGUGUGCAAGAAAAUGGGUGACGUGUCGCAUGGGGCCACACGGGUCGCGGUUAAGAUACUGUUGCUUGUCUCGAGUUUCCACCCGACGGAGCGCGUUUUGGAAGAGAUGCUCGUCUGCGGGGCGGUUCAAAAAAUGCUGGCCUUGCUGCAGGCGGCCGGAGGUAGAGGUGGGAGAACGAAGGAAAGGGUGGUGAGGAUACUGAGGAUGCACGCCGGAGCUUGGCGUCGGUACCCUUGUUUUCCGGCGGUGGAGUUAAGGGGUUAUCUGGGGUUAGGGAAUGAUUCUUGA
Striga hermonthica is the source of this 1251-nucleotide messenger RNA. The record is from the annotation of a GenBank genome assembly. NCBI's taxonomy places the organism in Eukaryota, Viridiplantae, Streptophyta, Magnoliopsida, Lamiales, Orobanchaceae.